CCAGGACCGGAGAGUCGGCUCGCAUCGAACCGCACCCAGCGUUUGAUACUGACGAGCAAUGUCAGUAGCACAUCGCGCAGGCGCAACGGAGAACUUUGUCAGUCCAAGAAGUGGACGCCAAGGUCUUGAAACUCCAUCGCUGGGCACAAGAGACGGAGUGGGACGCCGGCCGUUGGCAUGACGGGUCGGUUAGCCAGCGAAGCUGGAGACUUCUGGGAUAAAGGGCCAUGUGCUCUGGCCACGCACACCGGGCAGUGUGUGUCUGAGGAGAAACGAUCGAAGCCGAAGCAGUGGCUUGGAGAUGACGGGCGAGAGCAAGAUCUCUGCAGCGCAUUCGAAGGCUAGAAUGGCAACGGCCGCGGAUGCUCAACAACUGGUCUGAAAUCCCGGCGUUGAUGGAAGCGACGACAGACCGACAAGACUCCUAGUGCGCGGUGCAGCGCGAAUGUGCCCGGAUCGCCUUCACAUGGUAUGCCUGGCAUGCUCGAUUGGCACAGAGAGAGACCAGGUUGGGAUGCCAUCAGGACUUCGGGGAGUGAGAUUAGCGUUAGAAAGCCGCCCCAAGUCGCAUCAAUGAUCAGUCGGAUUCCGCCCAAAUUCAGAGCUUCCCAUCCUCCCGUUAUGGCAGCUGAUCGGACAUGCACAAGGAAGGACUACGGGCCUUUGGACGCGCAGCAAGCUGGAUGAGACCACUUUCCUAUCUUAUUGACGGACGCUCGAAAGGGGGUGGGAUUACUCCUCAGUAUUGUACGCCUUUGAAUCACACAGGAAGAUGGUCGGAGAUUCAAGAAGAGGCAUUUUCGCAGUCACAUCAGCUGUCUCACGCGUACCACGUGGCGUGACCGUGUCCUCUCACCGACCUUGCCCCGCUUCGCACAGUCUGCGGCGCGCCCAUCCCAUCUGCACCCUACCGAGACCGGCGAAACGCCGCAGACCCCCACAUUGCUCUCCCUCACCCGCCGGCCUGACGCCCCUCCGCUCCCUCCCGGAAUGGCGCUGCUAGAUACCCCCCCAACACGAUCACCGGACGAUGGGCUCGGGAUGAAGAAGGCACGCACGAGCGGCCGCGCGAAGAGGCUCUCGCUGCGCGCGCUGGAAGCCGCAGGGCCGAAGUUCGUGGGGAACGACGUGGUGCUGGGGAAGAUGGAGGGGUAUCCGGAAUGGCCGGGCAUGAUUGUGAACGAGGAUGAGCUGGCGGAGUCCAUCCUCUUGCAGCGGCCGCGCGGCGCGCACAGGUUCUUCGCGGUGCGCUUCUUCCCCGAGGGUGAAUAUUGUUGGUUAAGCGAGAUGCACGUGAAACCAUUGGAGAAGUGCGCCAUCGAGGGGUUCCUUACCGCCAUCCGGAGGGGAAGGAGGAAACCCGUCGAGGCACUCCUUAUACAGGCUUACGAGAGCGCAUUGGCGCCUGAAGAUUGGAAAGCACAGCACACCGAAGACGAGAAAUAUCUCACGCAGCCUGUUCUCGAAUCAGAUUCGGCGAGUUCACCGACUCUCGCAGAUUCCAGUCCUCCGCCAGAUGCAAUGCUCUCCCCUUCCGAACCGAGUGGACCUUCUCGGCCAGGCACAAUAAAAUCACACACAGAGAUGCUAGCUGACCUCAAGCUCGAGGCAAGAGGCAAGUACAGACUGUUCGUCGAACACCCUGUUACGACCGAUCUCGAGUACGCGUUGAAGGAGAAGAAAACAGUUCGCUUCGAUUUACCCUCACCCUUGAAACCGAAUACAGAACUCGACGCUAACGCAGAAGCAUCAACGAGUGUCACCCCAGAUUUCAUUCGACCGCCGACACUUCCUGAACAGCGGCCAGCUGACGAUGCCGAACAUGUGGUCACGGCGACUGAAGUGACAGAGCCAGCGGCGCCCGAACGGCAUGCCCCUGGUCCGAGCCAGCCUUCUCCCGCGUUUGAUACUGUCGACGCGCAAGGCCAGCUCCAGAUGCUGUACGACAGAACGCGAACCGAAAGAGACAAACUGCAGCAGCACCUGCGCACCGCGUACAGCGCGUUUUUCGGGCAGAAAGCGCGUCACACCGAUAGCGUGAAGGAGCUGGAAGACGAGCUGUUGAAGAAGAGCAGUCGUGUUGCCCAGGUGGAGGCGAUGCUCGCCGAAAGGGAUGCCUGGAUUGCGAGCAUUGAUGUGCAGAUGCGGUCGAUGAAGCCCACUGCUAGCAGGCCCGCCGAGUCUGAUGAGAAUUCGGAAUCUGCAUCGCGGAAGCGCAUUCGACAGCUUGAGGAAGAAAACGAGGCGUUGAAGAAGCAGUUUUCGAGUGUUGAGAUGGUUCUCGCUGGUUGCACGGCCUUGAAGGCGCCAAAACGAAGGAAGAUUGAUCAUAACCCAGAGCCUGACUACCCUUGAGUGCGUCAGGAUCUAUGCUCUUGUCAUUUUUGUGUAUCGUAGUAGUAUCAUUUCAAUAUUACCUGGUUUCUGUGCAUUGAAUGCACGUUUUCG
This is a messenger RNA of Mycena citricolor, 2448 nucleotides long. The record is from the annotation of a GenBank genome assembly. Lineage: Eukaryota; Fungi; Basidiomycota; Agaricomycetes; Agaricales; Mycenaceae.